UUGAAUGCAGCAGUUGUGUGUCAGACAGGACAACAUGGCUGCUGCUGCGGGCCGAUACUACGGAGAAGGAGGCAGAGCGACGAAAAGACAGAAAACGGAGGAAGGAGGGAUGACAACGGAGAGCUACGAAGACCCUCACAAACCACUGCCCUCCCAGGUGGUGCACAUCAGGGGUUUGGUGGAUGGUAUUAUGGAGGCUGACCUGGUUGAGGCUCUACAGGAGUUUGGAGCCAUCAGUUAUGUGGUUAUGAUGCCCAAGAAGCGCCAGGCCCUGGUUGAGUAUGAGGACAUGAAUGGCUCCUGCAAUGCUGUUACUUAUGCCGCUGAGAACCAGGUGUACAUCGCAGGCCACCCUGCCUUCAUCAACUACUCCACCAGCCAAAAGAUUUCUAGGCCAGGAGACUCGGAUGACACACGGAGCGUCAACAAUGUGCUGCUACUCACCAUCAUAAACCCUAUAUAUCCUAUCACUACGGAUGUGCUCUACACCAUUUGCAACAACUGUGGUCCUGUACAGAGGAUUGUCAUCUUCAGAAAGAAUGGCGUUCAGGCCAUGGUUGAAUUCGAUACUGUCCAAAGUGCCCAGAGGGCUAAAGCUUCCUUGAAUGGGGCAGACAUCUAUUCCGGUUGUUGCACUCUCAAGAUAGAAUAUGCCAAGCCAGCACGCCUUAAUGUCUUCAAGAACGACCAAGACACGUGGGACUACACAAACCCCACUUUGAGUGGCCAAGAUGCUGAUGGUGAAGGCAAUUGGAACAGUUCGCAAGAUCCCAAUGCCAAUCCCAACAAACGUCAGAGGCAGCCUGCUCUGCUAGGAGAUCACCCACCAGAUUAUGGUGGGCCUCAAGGAGGAUACCAUAGCUACAAUGAUGACGGCUAUGGGCCCCCUCCUCACCAUCGCAUGGGACCAGGAAUAGGCGGGCGCGGUCGUGGUAGCCAGCGAUAUGGCCCCGGAUAUGGACCGCCACCUCCCGAGUAUGGUCCUCAUGCAGACUCCCCAGUUCUUAUGCUGUAUGGUCUUGAGCCAGCCAAGAUUAAUGCCGACAAGGUCUUCAACAUCUUCUGCCUCUAUGGGAAUGUAGAGAGGGUGAAGUUCAUGAAGAGUAAGCCUGGAGCAGCAAUGGUGGAGAUGGGGGAUUGUUACUCUGUGGACAGAGCUAUCUCUCACCUCAACAACAACUUCCUUUUUGGACAGAAACUCAGUGUUUGUGUGUCCAAGCAGCAAGCGAUUGUGCCCGGACAGUGUUACCAGUUAGAGGACAACACAAGCAGCUUUAAAGAUUUCCACGGCUCCCGCAACAAUCGCUUCACCUCCCCAGAGCAGGCGGCUAAAAACCGAAUCCAGCACCCCAGUAAUGUCCUGCACUUCUUUAAUGCACAGCCCGACAUCUCUGAGGAGAUAUUCAAUCAGGUCUGUGAUGAACUGGGGAUUAAGAGUCCCACAAGUGUGAAGCUUUUCACUGGAAAAAUUGUCUUGUGUGACACGAAAGGUGAGCGAAGUUCAUCCGGUCUGCUGGAGUGGGAGUCCAUCAAUGACGCUAUGGAAGCCCUCGCUCUGAUGAAUCAUUUCCAGAUGAAAAAUCCCAGUGGGCCUUACCCUUACACACUGAAGCUGUGUUUCUCAACUACACACCAUACCAACUAAAUAUCACCCCCUUUAUACAUUUGUAAUGUUUUGUGUCUUUGCUUAGUAUCACACAGGUUUUGUGUGUGUGUGUGUCGUUGCAUCUGAUCAUGAAAAAUUCAGCCAGUGUUGACAAAACCUAGUGUGCUUGAGAACAUGUUAUGGCUUUGUAUAAUUUUAUUUCAAUGUUACCAUGGUUUUUUUCCCCCAUUUCUUUUGUAUUUUUGACACAUUGAAUUUGAAAGAUUUCACACUACCCUGAAAUAACAUUUGUGUUUUUAAAUAAAGCUAACAUUCACCAUUAGGUGAAGACCAGUCACUGUCUUUAAAUAAACUGUACUGACGAUAUUGAAAGGUUUAUUAUUAUUUAUUCAAUUUUGAGAUCACACAUUCAUUUUUCCAGUAGUAGUAGGAGAACACUUAAGUCUGCAUCAGACAGAGCCCCCUUCAGACUGAACCACAAUCUUACAAUUACACACAUCAAUAUUUGCUCUACAUUCAAUUCAAUAUUGAGGUGUAGAUUUUUGUGUUUGGUUGAUUAAUAAAGUUACAAUGUGCUGUUGCUCCUUUUA
Solea senegalensis (Senegalese sole) is the source of this 2196-nucleotide messenger RNA. It is a transcript of the gene hnrnpl, whose product is annotated as heterogeneous nuclear ribonucleoprotein L. Gene Ontology annotation, biological process: regulation of RNA splicing; mRNA processing. NCBI's taxonomy places the organism in Eukaryota, Metazoa, Chordata, Actinopteri, Pleuronectiformes, Soleidae. The record is from RefSeq and is a predicted model, not a curated record. The transcript is spliced from 14 exons. Gene Ontology annotation, cellular component: nucleus. Gene Ontology annotation, molecular function: mRNA binding. The coding region runs from base 5 to 1645 and encodes 546 amino acids.